This is a messenger RNA of Punica granatum (pomegranate), 1571 nucleotides long. NCBI's taxonomy places the organism in Eukaryota, Viridiplantae, Streptophyta, Magnoliopsida, Myrtales, Lythraceae. The record is from RefSeq and is a predicted model, not a curated record.
CCCCACGCGGCUUUCCUCUAGCCGCGCGGGGCCUCGAGGCUCCCCCUGGAGUUAGCCUUACAGAGGACUAACCCCUUUGACAAGAAACACCUGGCAAGGGGAGACGGCCUCAAGGCUCUCCUGGAGGUACCCCUUUGACAAGAAACACCGGACCUUAAAAGAACUAGUCGAGGACAAUCAUCCGACAACACCGAAGCAUCAAUCGUCGGCAUUCCCCAAUUCCAAUUUCGUCCGCCACGAGAAGAAGAAGACGACGACCAAAGCCAAUGGCUGUCGAGCGACCCAAAUUGGCAUUGAAUCCUCCCACAAUCUGUGUCCUCUAUCUCUUCCUAUUCUUGGCCCCAAUCGACGCCCGGAAGCCCCACCACAUCAGCUUCAGAUCCCCCGACCUCUACCCGGAGGCCGCCGUCUGGGACCCCUCCGCCCAGCACUUCAUCGUCGGCUCCCUCCGCAGCCGCUCCAUCCACUCCGUCUCCGACGCCGGCGUCGUCGACACCCUCAUCUCCGACCCCUCCCUCCCACCCAACUCCACCAUCCUUGGCCUCGCCGUCGACAAGCACCGCCGCAGCCUCCUCGCCGCUGUCCACGCCGUCGAUCCGCUCCCCGAAUUCAACGCCCUCGCCGCCUACGACCUCCGAUCCGGCACCCGCCUCUUCCUCGCUCCCCUCCCCGCGUCCGGCUCGCCGGUCAGGGACGUGGCGAACGACGUCACCGUCGACUUCAACGGCAACGCCUACGUCACGAACUCCGCCGCCGACCUCAUAUGGAAGGUCACCGUGGACGGCGAGGCCUCCAUCUUCUCCAGGUCGGCCGCGUUCACAUCGUUCCCGGUUGACCGCGACGCACCGUAUAGCUACUGCGGCAUCAAUGGCAUUGCUUACGUCAGCAGGGGAUUCUUGCUAGUGGUGCAAUCCAACACGGGCAAGAUGUACAAAGUCGACGUUGAUGAUGGGACAGCAAAGACGGUCCUGCUUAACAGGGACCUGCCCUUAGCAGACGGCAUUGCAGUCCGGGGCGACGGGGUCAUCCUCGUGGUGUCCAUGAACAUGCUCUGGUUCGUCAAGAGCGAUGACAACUGGCUAGAAGGGGUGGUGUUCGAUGGGACCCCACUAGAUGCGGAGAGGUUCGCGACCUCCGUGGCAGUGGGAGGGGGGGACAGGGCGUACGUGCUGUACGGAUAUGUGAUGGAGGGCAUCAAGGGGACGAGACCCGAGGGGAGGGAGUGGUUCGAGAUCGAGGAGGUGAGGUCGGAGAAGGAGAGCAAGGAGGAGAAAGUUUGGGUGUACGUGCUGCUGGGAUUUGGGCUGGCUUACUUCCUGUUCUGGAGGUUCCAGAUGAAGCAGCUUGUUCAAAAAAUAAACAAGAAGCAGAACUGAUCACUCUUUCUUCAUUUUUCAUGUACCGCAUAGGAUUUUUAUCUUAGAUUAUUUGAGUUAUUCGGGUUUCUAUUCCUUGCCAAUGAAUUUCCCGUUUCCUAAUUUUGUUUCGAGGAAACUCGAGUCAUCAGAACGAACUUAUUCGACUGAGAGAACUUGAUUCUAAUUUACAGGAAAAAAAAAAUGAUUGCUGCA